This is a messenger RNA of Tigriopus californicus, 3437 nucleotides long. RefSeq names its product cell division cycle protein 27 homolog (gene Cdc27). The coding region runs from base 162 to 3083 and encodes 973 amino acids. Gene Ontology annotation, molecular function: protein binding. Gene Ontology annotation, biological process: cell division. NCBI's taxonomy places the organism in Eukaryota, Metazoa, Arthropoda, Copepoda, Harpacticoida, Harpacticidae. The transcript is spliced from 10 exons. The record is from RefSeq and is a predicted model, not a curated record.
UGUGUUUGAGGCUGAUUGAGUGGGUCUGUGUGAGAAUCGAGUGAUAGAGAGCUCCAAGUGGCAGGAACUAGGCCAGGACCUUGAAGUCUGGAAGAGCCUUGAAGGCCAAAUCUCCCACCGAGGCUCAAACCUAUUCCGGGCUUGGAGGCGGGCUAUCCAUCAUGUUAGUCCAAGAACCCGUGCACGCGGCCAUUUGGCAUUGUUUGAACCAUUAUAGCUUCGGUGAUGCUACCUUUCUGGCCGAACGACUCUUUGCCGAGGUCAGCUCCGAGGAUGCUUUGCAUCUUUUGGCCACGUGCUAUUAUCGAUCGGGUCGGUGUCAUGAAGCCUACGACCUUUUGACCACCAACGGGGUCAAGAAGUCGGAGAAUCGAUUUCUCUUGGCCAAAUGCGCCUGGGAUCUGAAAAAAUUGUCAGAGGCCGAGUCCGUUCUUCAAGGGGAUGCGUUGGACCCACGGAAAGAGUUGUCGGGCGAGGAUUUUGUGGGCGAAUUCGGGGAAUCGGCCUCGUUCGCCUUGCAGCUACUGGCCCGCGUAUACGGCCAAACUGAGCGUCGACAGCGGGCUUCAGAGGCCGAUCGGAAGGCCUUGCGGAUGAAUCCGUUUCUGUGGAAAUGUUUUGAGUCCCUCUGUCAACGGGGUGACUUUCCCGAUCCGAACCAAGUCUUCUCAGUCAAGCAUCUCGAGAAUUUUUCCCAGUGUCUCGGGGUCAAUGGGAUACUGAAUGCGGUGAACACGAUCACGUCGAACUCGCCGGUGGUGCAUGGCUCCUCUGUGAACGUGUCCCAUGCCCCUUUGCCCUCAACAUUGCCGGUGAUCACGCUCAUUUCUACGCCCAAUUCGGCUUCCACGCCCCAGCCGUCCCACGUCACACCCAAGCCUAUGGAAACCCCGGAGGUUGUCACACCCAUGGAAACGCAAUCCGAAGUGGUUACGCCGUUUUCUAAUGUGACUCCAUCAUCGAACGCCUCCAUGAACAACUCGACGCGCCUGAUGUCGGGUAUUGGUGCGCUAAAUUACACCACCGACUCCGAGAUGCCGUUGGCCACGAAGCAAUUGAACAAUUCGCAUCUGAUGCCGCCCCCGCCUUUACGAAAAAAGUUCCGCCAACAGAAUCCUCACACCCCUUUGGCUCACAUGAUAGACAAGUGUCUGGAUGAUAGUUACGAUACGCCCACUUUUGGCAUCUUGCCUCGUCACUCCAUGGCUCGAUUGGAAGUGGGUUCUAUAGCGCUUAAGCUAAAUUUCUCGUCGCCCUCUCUCUCCGUGUUGUCACCAUGUCCAGCGACCCACUCGCAGGACUCCAACCUGCCCGAAAAAGUCCCCCUAGGAAACAAAUUGAAAUCGAGUAACUCUGCCAGCAAGGAGAACCCUCCGAAGCCUAGUGUCUUUGGCCAGUCUUGUAGCAAUAGUGGGAACCAGAACAUAACUCCCUCGCCAGCCAGCCAGAUUGUCCGAAGAUCCUCCAGGCUUUUCGGGUCCACCCAGUCAGUCAAGGAGAAUAGCAAGGCCCCGGCCAAAAAGGCUCGCGGUGUUCCCAAGUCACCCUCGCGCAAAUCCAAGACCCGGCUAGCUCUCUCGAACCAAUCUGAGUUGGCUGAGAAGAACGAAAAGAACAAGGUUGAGCGAGAGAAACUCCUUGGAGAUGACCCCAAAGUCAUUGGGGGAGAUGAUCUCAUCAAACCCAAGACCUUCGUCAUGCCCAACUUGAGUUCACAGGCCUUGGUCAUUCAGAAGCAAUCCGUUGACGGGCUCAUGCAACUCAUGCGCCAGCUUGCCAGUGCUUUCAUCGAACUCUCCAAAUAUAACAGCAAGAAGGCCAUCGAGACUUUGGAAGGACUUACCAGCAAUCACCUCAAUACGGGUUGGGUUUUGGGCCUCAUGGGGCGGGCUCACUUCGAGUGUGGCCAGUACAAGGAGGCGAGACAACUUUUCAAGAGCAUGCGCGAAAAGGAGCCGUUUCGUUUAGACUUCACAGAAUUCUACUCCACCACGCUCUGGCAUAUGCAAGAGGAUGUUGAAUUGUCAUGCCUGGCCCAAGACCUCACAAAAAUCAACAAAUUCUCGCCUCAGGCGUGGUGUGCCGCCGGCAAUUGCUUUUCUCAUCUCAAGGAACACGAGAAUGCCAUCAAGUUCUUCCAACGGGCAGUACAGGUGGAUGACUCCUUCGCUUAUGCCUACACCCUCCUCGGACACGAAUAUGUGGCCAUCGAGGAACUGGACAAAGCCCUGGCUUGUUUCAGAUCGGCGGUGAGAAUCGAUCCGCGACAUUAUAACGCUUGGUACGGAAUUGGACUGACCUACUACAAGCAAGAGCGCUUCCAAUUGGCUGAUAUCUAUUACAAGAAAGCCCUUCACUCCAAUCCGUACAAUCCAAUCCUUAUGUGUCACGUGGCUGUGGUCCAACAUUCUCAACAGAGAACCGAAAAGGCUUUAGAGACUCUGAACUCUGCCAUACAGCAGGCCCCGAAAAAUUCCCUGUGCAAAUUCGAGCGAGCUUCGAUUCUAUUCACAGCUGAACGAUACCAUGAGGCCUUACAAGAGCUCAAUGAGUUAAAGCAGCUCGCCCCCAAAGAGUCUCCGGUGUAUUUCCUCUUGGGAAAGGUGCAUAGCAAAUUAAACAACACGCACUUGGCUCUUAUGCACUUUUCUUGGGCCAUGGACUUAGACCCCAAGGGAGCAAAUGCUCAAAUCAAGGACGCCCUUGAUCCUAAUCUGAAUCGGGCAAACCCAGAUGAAAGCACAGUCAACAAUCCACAUGAUGAUGCAGGGGCGAUGGGUGGGACAUCGAAUCUUACAAAUGCCCAUGCCAGUAACCAGGACGAUAUGAUGCAAACCGAAAGUCAAGACGAGUUUCACGAUAUCACCGGAUCCUUCCACCCUGAUGGUGGGGCAUCGACUUCGCAAGAAUCUUUGGACGCCUCUUCCGUGGGUGUGCGAGUACCUUUGAACGAUGAUGAAGCCAUGCGAUUUGAUGUGGAAGUCACUCCGCCCUCCGGUUCUGCCUCUGCCAGUAAUCCGGGGCUCUCAGCCGCGCUCCAUUUGCAACAUAAUCACGUCCCGUCACGCGAUGACAGCUUGUAAUCCACGAUCCUCGUGGACGGUCGGGGCUUUGGGAUCCUCUGUAGACUGAUGUUGAUGGUGCCCCUUUUCUAACGUGGGUGAUAAAUGAUGACGAUGAUAACCAGAACAUCAUUAACAAAGCGCAACGAGGAUGGAGAUGAUGAGGACAAAGUGAGGAGAUGAGCAUAUGAACCGGAGUGUCGGACCCGAGUCGUUCUAGAGAAUUAUGAGAAACUGUCUUGUUGUUGUGCUCCUGUUCCCGUUUGAUUGGCUUAAUCUGGUAUUUGUGUCUGUACAGAAAUCGACUUCAUACUUAUAGCUCUUGAUUUGGGAAAUUUGCCCAAUCAGAAAUAAUAAAAUCACCAAAAGACUUUA